Molecule: messenger RNA, 717 nt
Organism: Lucilia sericata (common green bottle fly)
Lineage: Eukaryota; Metazoa; Arthropoda; Insecta; Diptera; Calliphoridae
Product: protein TsetseEP-like
Exons: 2
Coding region: 31-606 (191 amino acids)
Source: RefSeq, a predicted model, not a curated record
UUUUAAAUAAUUAAAUUCUAGAAAGCGGACAUGUCGAAAUAUCUUCUGAUAACUUGCAUUAUUUUUGCACUGUUCUUUAAGGUCUACUGUAACGACAAUAAACUAUUCUCUGAAAAUAGAAUUGCCGAUAUACUACUCAAAAACAGCUCCUUGAUAUCGGCUAGUCCUGAACGUAGUAUGGAAUGUUUUUCAAUUUAUAUACCCAAAUUAAAUGAGUUAACCAAGAAUUACGAAGCUGAUUAUGAAAUUUGUUUACAACAUUCCGCUGAAGAUCGUGCUAUAAUUGAUUUAGAGGUUCAACGAGAUCGCAGAGACCUGGAAAGAUCUGCGGAACAAGUUUGUGGUAAAUUUCAAACUUGUUCUAAAAAUAACAAAUCUGCUUAUGAGUUUUUCGAAUGUUUUGGCAAUGUGGCUGGUGAAUCAACUAAAGCUGCUUACAAUAUACAAAAUAUCGCUAAAGAUAAAAUGGAUUACAUAAAAAUAAAAUACGAAAUCAUUGAGUAUAAUCAAAAUCGCUGCACUGAUGAGUGUUCUCGCGUUUAUGUUGAAGAAUCUUCUAAAAUCUAUGAGGAGUUAGAAAAAUGUUUAGCAGGUCUUACGGUAUAGAAUAUUUCUUUUGUAAAUUCAUAAGGAUUUGUUUAUAAGUAUGUAUCUUAUUUAGUAAUUAGUGUUAAGAAAAUCGUUACUACUCAAAUAAAUGUAAAAAUAUUGCAAAUA